Messenger RNA from Synchiropus splendidus (mandarinfish), 3004 nucleotides. RefSeq names its product choline transporter-like protein 2. The record is from RefSeq and is a predicted model, not a curated record. Gene Ontology annotation, molecular function: choline transmembrane transporter activity. Gene Ontology annotation, cellular component: membrane. NCBI's taxonomy places the organism in Eukaryota, Metazoa, Chordata, Actinopteri, Syngnathiformes, Callionymidae. The transcript has 23 exons. Bases 443 to 2566 code for a protein of 707 amino acids. Gene Ontology annotation, biological process: transmembrane transport; choline transport.
UGAUAUCGGUGAAGUUACGUCGCAGUUCGCCGCUCCUUCGACGCUAAACGAGAUAACGGUAUGCGGUUUACCGCGAUCCCACCUCUGGCUGUCCAUUGGUCUUUAGGAACGUCAAUCUCAAAACCCUGCGUUGUGAUUGGUUCAGACGCAUCUCCUUGCGAAGCCCCUUUAAAAUACAGUAGGACAAACUUUUGGAGCGGAGUUCGAUCAAGUGGUCGGACGUAAAGAAACUGGGGACAACAACGCGCCACGAGGUUGGGCACACUCCUUGUUAUCGUGUAUGAGCUUCUGCAGAGUCGAAGAACUGCGAGACCAUGGAACUCGAGGAAAGAGCGAAGUAUGCUCGGCUUCUUCACUCUCGGUGAUCCGGAUCAACGCGCCGCUGGAGAGAGUGGAGCCGACCAGGAGGAAGGGCUUUUGGAGAUCAUAAGAGCCAGGGAAGAUGCCCGAGGAGAACGGAGAGUUUUAUGGAAAACAUGGCGAGCCCAGAAAGUAUGACGCCAACUUCAGGGGUCCGAUCGCCAACAGGAGCUGCACAGACAUCGUGUGCUGCAUCCUCUUCGUCCUCGCGGUCCUCGGCUACAUCGCCGUCGGCAUCCUUGCUUGGACCCAGGGGGACCCCCGGAAGGUCAUCUAUCCCACUGACAGUGAAGGGCAGUUCUGUGGGCAAGCCGGAACCCCACUGGAGAAGAAGCCGGUGCUGUUCUAUUUCAACAUCAUGAAGUGUGCCAGCCCCAUGGUGCUGCUGGAGUUCCAGUGUCCCACCACGCAGAUGUGUGUGGAGAAGUGUCCCGACCGGUUCCUGACCUUAAUCAACGCUUUCAAGAGCACAGAGGACUUCAGCUACUACAAGAAGUUCUGCAAAAGUGGCGUGCCUGACUCGAUGAAAGUAACGCAGAUCUUGGCGUUGGGCCUCUGUCCUGCCAUGUUGAUGCCCAGCAAGUCCUUUACACGUCGGUGCUUCCCGGCGCUGGGCCAGCGUGACGGCGUGAUCACGGUGGGCAACAACACGCACUUCGACGAUGGAUCGGGGAAGAAGCGAGAUGCUAAAGAUCUGUUGGACGGUGUGAAGAACGCCACUGUGGCCAUCGAGGCUCGACAGGUGGUGAUGAAGAUCUUCGAGGAUUACACGCAGUCCUGGUACUGGAUCCUGCUAGGCCUGGUGAUCGCGAUGCUGACCAGCCUGCUCUUCAUCGUCCUCAUGCGCUUCCUGGCUGGGGUCAUGGUCUGGGUCAUGAUCGCCCUGGUCAUACUGGUCAUCGGAUACGGUAUCUUCCACUGCUACAUGGAGUACGCUGCCUUGGAGGGCCGCCCCGGGGCCGACGUUACCCUGCAGGACCUGGGCUUCCAGACCGACUUCACGGUCUACCUGCAGAUCAGACAGACCUGGCUGGCCUUCAUGAUCAUCCUGGCGAUCGUGGAGGUCAUCAUUAUCCUCAUCCUCAUUUUCCUCAGGAAGAGGAUCCUCAUAGCCAUCGCGCUCAUCAAAGAAGGCAGCAAAGCCAUCGGGGCGAUGAUGUGCUCGCUCUUCUACCCGCUCUUCACCUUCCUGCUGCUGGCCAUGGUCAUCGCCUACUGGGCUGUCACGGCUGUAUUCCUGUCCACCUCCAAUGAACCUGUGUACAAAGUUUUCAACGAGUCCAAGUGUGAAUACUCCCGAAUGACGUGCGACCCGGCGAACUACAGCAAGACCGCCAUGAAGGCGCAGUGUCCCGACUCCGAGUGCCUCUUCGCCUUCUACGGCGGAGAAACCGUCUACCACAAGUACCUGAUCGGCCUGCAGUUCUACAACGUCUUCCUCUUCUUCUGGUGCGCCAACUUUGUCACGGCUCUGGGGCAGAUGACCCUGGCUGGAGCUUUCGCCUCCUACUACUGGGCCUUCAACAAGUCCGAGGACCUGCCGUCCUGCCCCGUCUUCUCUUCUCUGGGCCGAUGCCUCAGGUACCAUGUGGGAACCCUGGCGUUCGGCUCUCUGCUCCUGUCCAUCAUCCAGAUCAUCAGGGUGCUGCUGGAGUAUUUGGACCACAAGCUGAAAGGCGCUCACAACAAGUGCACCAAGUUCCUGCUGUGCUGCCUGAAGUGCUGCUUCUGGUGUCUGGAGAAAUUCAUCAAGUUCCUGAACCGGAACGCUUACAUCAUGACCGCGAUCUAUGGGAAGAACUUCUGCACCUCAGCCAGAGAUGCCUUCUUCCUCCUCAUGAGGAACAUCAUCAGAGUGGCUGUUCUGGACAAGGUGACUGACUUCCUGCUCUUUCUGGGGAAGCUGCUCGUCGUCGGCCUCGUGGGUGUCUUUGCCUUCUUCUUCUUCUCCGGCAGAGUGAAGGCGUUUGAGGACACGGCUCCGCACCUGAACUACUACUGGGUCCCCAUCCUGACGGUGGUGAUCGGCUCUUACCUCAUCGCGCACGGAUUCUUCAGCGUGUACGCCAUGGCGGUCGACACGCUCUUCCUGUGCUUCUUGGAGGACGUGGAGAGGAACGACGGCAGCCCGGAGAGGCCGUACCUGAUGCCCGAGAGCCUCCGCAAGCUCCUCAACAAGAAGAACAAAGCCCGCUACGCCGAGUAAAUCUGGUCCGUCGCCGUGAGGCUGUUGAAACUCGAACCUAAUACAACAUAUCCAGGCCCAACUCUCCCAGGGAGCCGUCUGCUCCUCGAGGAUUUUACCAUGCCCUUCGAGCUUUUGUAUCUCUUUUUAUUUAUCUCGAAGUCAGUUCAGUUCAAAUAUCACGUUGUGAAUAUGGUAGUAUUAUUCAGAAGUAUAAUAUAAAAGCAGUAAUAUUCAAGCCUGACGUUACCAAAGCCAUGCACCUGUAGCGCCGGCAUCCACGACAGAUGGAUGCCCUGUGGUGACAUGGAUUUAAAGCCAAACUGUUAGAUGUACAUUUUUAUGUGUUUUUUUUUCUGCCUGUUGUUUUUUAUUAAACUUAAUUUUCUAUAUCUGAGUGUCAGUCUUUCAAAAGAAAUAUGUGGAAGUACAGAUUGUGUGUUUUUGACGGAAGGACAG